AUGUUUCUUCGCUCUUUUCUCGCAAUCGGCCUGGCGCCAUUGCUCACAAACGCGUACUUGAGCGGCUCCGUCGGCCCAACAACAUCCGUCGCAACCAAGUCCGCCACUAAGACCUGCAAUGUCCUCGACUACGGCGCCGUUGCAGACAAGACACACGAUAUCGGACCGGCUCUUAGCUCCGCCUGGGUUGCGUGCCGGGACGGUGGUGUAGUAUAUGUCCCUCCUGGAGACUACGGCUUCUCGACGUGGGUCACGCUUUCCAGUGGUCAGAACAGUGCCAUCCAGCUGGACGGUAUCAUCUAUCGGACCGGUACCGAUGAAGGAAACAUGAUCAUGAUCAAGCACAGCACCGACUUUGAGUUGUUCAGUUCGACCUCCAAGGGUGCUAUCCAGGGCUUGGGAUAUGAGUUCCACACGUCCGGAUCGGCUGGUGGCCCUCGCAUCUUGAGAUUGUAUGAUGUGACCGACUUUUCCGUUCACGAUCUUGCUCUGGUUGAUGCUCCUGCUUUCCACUUCUCUCUUGAUACUUGUGUGAACGGUGAGGUCUACAAUAUGGCUAUUCGCGGUGGUAAUCUGGGUGGACUUGAUGGUAUUGAUGUCUGGUCUACCAAUCUGUGGAUUCAUGAUGUCGAGGUUACCAACAAGGAUGAGUGUGUGACUGUCAAGUCUCCCGCUCAGAACAUCUUGGUCGAGAACGUCUACUGCAACUGGAGUGGUGGUUGUGCCAUGGGCUCUCUCGGCACCGACGUUAACAUCACCGACAUCACCUACCGCAACAUCUACACCUGGUCCUCUAACCAGAUGUACAUGAUCAAGAGCAACGGAGGCAGCGGCAACGUCGACAACCUCCUUCUUGAGAACUUCAUCGGUCACGGCAACGCUUACUCCCUCGAUAUUGACGGAGCCUGGAGCAGCAUGAGCACAGUCGCCGGCGACGGUGUUCAACUGACCAACGUGACCGUCAGGAAUUGGAAGGGAACCGAGUCCAACGGCGCCGAGCGCGGCCCCGUCAAGGUCAAGUGUGCCGCCAAAGCGCCCUGCAAGGACGUGACCAUCGAGGACUUUGCCAUGUGGACCGAGACCGGCUCGUACCAGGCCAAUACCUGUGAGAGCGCCUACGGCUCCGGUAGCUGCAUCAAGGACAGCGAGGACUACGUCUCGUAUACCACCACGGUCACCGAGAGCUCUGCUCCCACUGGCUACUCCGCUGCUACCAUGGCCUCGGAUCUCACUGAGGCUUUUGGUACUGCUUCCUCUAUUCCCAUUCCUACUAUCCCUACCUCGUUCUACCCUGGCGCUACUCCCUAUAGUGCUCUUGCUGGUGCCGACUCUGUCGCUACUAAUGUCAAGGUUCCCGCUGCUGCUUCCUCGGUUGCCGUUGCUUCUAGCUCUGUCUCGUCUACCGUUGUUGCAACUCCAUCCAGCACUAAUGUUGGUGUCGAGGCUAUAAGUGCUUCUUCUUCUAUUGCUGUUGUUUCUAGCACUGCCUCGUCUACUUCUGCUGCUGCUAUCGAGACUUCGCUUGGUGGCGUCGAGGUUAUCGGUACUGCUUCCUCUGUUGCUCUUGCUUCUAGCACUGUCUUUUCUACCUUUGCUGCUGCUACCGAGACCUCUCUUGGUGGUGUCGAGGCUAUGGGUACUGCCUCUUCUAUUGCUGUUCUGUCUAGCCCUGUCUCGUCUGUUCCUGCUGUGGCUUCAUCCAGCUUCGAGGCUAUCGACACUGCUUCCUCCAUUGCCGUUCUUUCCAGCCCUGUCUCGUCUGCCUCUGCUACUGCUACCGAGACUUCUCUUGCUGAUGUCGAGACUGUCGGUACUGCCUCCUCUACUCCCAUUGCUACCACACCUGCCCCUAUUGCCAUUCCUACUGCUCCUGAGUCGGCCUACUCUGCCCCUACUACUCUUGUCAAGGUCAAGGGUACUUGUCCUUUGGUUCACAAAGAGAACGGUGGUCAUGGUCAUGGUCAUGGCCCACGGGUGUAA
Molecule: messenger RNA, 1980 nt
Organism: Penicillium nucicola
Lineage: Eukaryota; Fungi; Ascomycota; Eurotiomycetes; Eurotiales; Aspergillaceae
Gene: rhgB
Product: putative extracellular rhamnogalacturonase
Exons: 4
Coding region: 1-1980 (659 amino acids)
Biological process (GO): carbohydrate metabolic process
Molecular function (GO): polygalacturonase activity
Source: RefSeq, a predicted model, not a curated record